UCUGAAGGCCAACACUGCUGCUGGAAAGAACAUCUUCUACUCACCACUGGGAAUCUCCACCAUCCUGUCCAUGGUGUCUGCAGGAGCUGGAGGUGAAACCCACAGCCAGCUGUUCUCCACCUUGGGCUACAGCGCCUUCAACCAAACCCAGGUCAAUGAAGCGUACAAACAUCUCUUUGAGGUCCAUGGACACAGUCAGGAGAAUCUACAGCUGGAUGUAGGAAAUGCUGCUGCAGUGCACUCUGGCUUCAAUCCUCUGGAGAUGUUCCUGAAUGAUGUCAAGGAGUUUUACUCUGGUGAGAUCUUCAACGUCAGCCAGGAUCUCUCUGACGCUGCAGCUGAGAUCAACAGAUUUAUUGCAAAUAAAACCCAGGACAAGAUCAGAGACAUGGUGAAGGACCUGGAUCCGGCUAUGGUCAUGGUGCUGAUCAACUACGUCUACUUUAAAGGACUGUGGGAGAACCCGUUCCAAAGUUAUGAUACACAUAAGGCUGAAUUUCAUGUGGACAAGACCACCAAAGUUCAGGUGGAUAUGAUGACAAGGAGAGGGAACUACGAGGUCUACUGGGACAGAGCAAACCACGCCACCGUCAUCAGUCUGCCUUACAAGGGCGACGCCUCCAUGAUGAUCGUCCUGCCUGAUGAAGACAAGAUGGAGGAGGUGGAGGGCUACAUCAACAAGGACCACAUUAGAGACUGGGGGGACUCAGCCUCAAUGGAAGAUAUAAUAUUGUUCUUGCCAAAGUUUUCCAUCUCUUCUGAUGCUUCCCUGGAGAGCACUCUGAAAGAAAUGGGCAUCAUCAAUGCAUUUGAGAAGAGCGCUGAUUUCUCCGGUAUAUCUGAAGAGUUCAAGCUCAAAAUCUCAAAGGCAUCACACAAGGCUGUGCUCAGUGUCACUGAGAUUGGAACAGAAGCAACAGCUGUCAGCACCUCGGAGGUCGAAUUGUAUUCGUUGCCUCCUAUCAUCAGAAUCAACAGACCUUUCUUGGUUUUCAUCAUAGAGAACUCCAGUGGGAGCAUCCUCUUCAUGGGCAAGAUCAACAACCCAACAGCUGAAUGAAGAAUCCAAGAUAAUCAGUCCUACAUCUCAUCACUGGAGAAUAGUUUAUUGUAAAAUCAGGACUCAUCUGUAAACACUAGGGGUGGGACUCACUUGUUAGCUUCCAACCUGAAUA
Messenger RNA from Cheilinus undulatus (humphead wrasse), 1175 nucleotides. RefSeq names its product alpha-1-antitrypsin homolog. Bases 71 to 1060 code for a protein of 329 amino acids. The record is from RefSeq and is a predicted model, not a curated record. Gene Ontology annotation, biological process: negative regulation of endopeptidase activity. The transcript is spliced from 5 exons. Gene Ontology annotation, molecular function: serine-type endopeptidase inhibitor activity. Lineage: Eukaryota; Metazoa; Chordata; Actinopteri; Labriformes; Labridae.